UAUAAAUAAUAUAUAUAUAUAAAAAAAACAAACAUUUAUAUGCUUAUAUUUCUAUACAAAGCGCAUAUACAACAAUUAAAAACAAAAAAACAAAAUAAAAAUUAAAAAUUAAAAAUUAAUUAAUUAAAAGCAGUCCAACAAAUGCAACGCGUAGGCCUUCAACUGUGAUUUACAACAUAAAACAACAACCAAGUUAAACAAAGUUCUAUAUAAAAAGCAACAACAAAUUGAACAACAAUUUAUCGUGCUAUUAUUUUGUUUGCUAUAUUUUUGUUUCGUUUUUUUGUGCAAUUAUCUUUUUUACAAUUUUUGCUUGCAAUUGAAAUUGAAAUUCGCACAUAAAAAGUGCAAUUAGCAUUAACGACUUUCCACUAAGAAGGAGGAGAAAAGUUGCAACUUCAACAUGUUCAACUCAAACAUACCGGCAACGGCGCUGCUCAGCAUCGAGGGCAGCGGCUGCCUUGGUGCACAUACUCCGAAAACUCCAGAGAUUCUCAAUUCGGUGAUCGCCAUGACAAAUCCAUUGGACAAUUUCAAUUUCAAUGCCUCAAACAGUUGCAGCGCCGCCUCCACGCCGCUCGUUACCAUACGUAAUUUCUCUGGCAAUCCCAAUGGACAGUCACACUCCCAGGACAGCAGUCAUUCCAGUUGCUCGGCAUCGCCCCUCGAUUCGCCAGCGGGCACAGCGACCACGCCCAGUGUGCAACAGACCUGUUCGCAGCUGAUCAAAGCCGGCCUCAAGCUGUCCAUACAGAGCAAACGCAAGUUGUCCACCUGCGACUCGAGUUCUGGCUCCGAGCAGCCAAACUCGAAGUGUUCGCGCCGUGACGAGGAUUGCGAGGAGUCCAGUGAUGAGGACAGCGAAACGAAGUCAACACCCAAGGGCCUAACACCCGAGGAUGAGGAUCGUCGGCGUCGACGACGUGAACGCAACAAAAUUGCUGCGACCAAAUGUCGCAUGAAGAAGCGUGAGCGCACACAGAAUUUGAUAAAGGAGUCCGAGGUGCUGGACACACAAAAUGUCGAGUUGAAGAAUCAGGUGCGCACACUGGAAACGGAUCGGCGGCGUCUCUUAGAGAUGUUGCAAGGACAUGGGCCUCGUUGCGUCAAACGUGGCGGCUGUCAGUUGCCGUCGAAGUUGCUGCAAUCGCCGGCAUUCAAGUAUCUGGCCGAAUUGGAGCUGGAUGGCCUAGUCAACAGUGAGGCGAGCAGUGCUGCCAAUACGCCCACACAGCAGCAGCAACAACAGCAGCAGCAGCAACAGCAACAGCAGCAGCAGCAACAUCAACAGCAGCAGCAACAUCAACAGCAGCAACAUAUGCAGAGCAUACCAUCCAUGUCAACGUUCAAGUUUGGCGCCAAGGCGCCAGCGGUAAUGGCAGCAGCUGUGGCAGCAGCACAGGCGCAACACCAACAAUUGCAGCAGCAGCAGCAACAAUUGCCCAACGGUUAUUGCAAACCAUCGCCAAGUCCACAAGAGUUUGAGCAUGCUGGCUAUCUGAGUUCGCCCACACAAGAGGCGCUCUGUCUGCCACAGCAACUGCCACAGCAGCAACAGUCGACAAUGAAUCCCGCCAGCAACAACCACAAUGCCGACAGCAAUGGCACUUUGGUGGUCAGCCAACAGGUGUCCGACUAUGUGCCCAAUUGUGAGGGUCUUAGUCUGGGCCUGGUUGCCAUCUCCACGCCCACCACCAACACCAACAACAACAGCAACAACAACAACUGUAGCAGCAACAACAACAACAACAGCUGUACCAGUAACAACAACCACAACAGCAGCAACAACAGCAACAACAAUAAUAGCCUCAACAACAACCUCAACACAGCAACAACUGUUAUACCGCCUCCAGCGACCACGCCCACCAGCGCCAUCGAGUUUGUUAAGAACGAGCUGGUCGACUCACAGAGUCCCUACACCACAGCAUUGAGUGCCGAGCGCUUUCUGUUCGAGCCAAGCGAGGGAUUCCCCGAUAUUAAGCAUGCUGUCAGCGUGCAUCCGAGCAGCCUCAACAAUAUGACCAGUGUGGCAAGUCUGGCGGUGCAUAACAACAACAAUCAUUUGAUGGACUUUCAUAAUGGUUUGCCGCAUGGCGGUGUUGGUGUCGGUGUUGGCAUCAUGACACCCUGUUACGAGGAGGAGCAACUGUUGCUCAUGAAAAACAGUUGCUACACAAACGAUCUGCUUUCCCAACUCGCCGAUGAUGCGGCCGAUGAUCUUGUUGCUGAGAUUUCGAUCAACAACAGCAGCAGCAGCAACAGCAACAACAACAGCAACAACAGCAACAGCAACACGAACAGCAGCAACAACAGAGCGAGAGACAACAGGAGGAGGAUGAUACUAACUGGGCUAAUGUCGACUAUUGGUGCUAGGUGUGAGUGUAAAUGUGUGUGUGUGUGUGAGUGUGUGUGUGAGAUUGAUACACCCCAGCUGCACUGCGCCCAUGCCACGCCCAGCUAUCGUCAGUCUAGUUAUGUAAGCAAACUGUACGCUCCCCUAACCACUGUCACCCUCAUCUCUAGCCCCCUCCCCCCACUCUCCACUCAUCAGCACACACAGCAAAGCAAAUAUCCAAGUUCUUCCAACAACAACAGCAGCCCCUCUUCCCCUCUACGCCCCUGGCUCGAAUAUAACACAAACAAAAACUCAUAUAUUUGCCUGUUCCAACAACAUCGAAUUGCUCGAUAGUCUGUGGUCGUGUGUGUGCGUGUGUGUGUGUGUGUAUGUGUGUGUGUGUGUGUGUGUGUGUGUGUCUCUGUGGCUUGACUACCUCAUCAAAAGAAAAACAAAAAAAAAGAAACAGCAACAGAAAAGUUGAAAAUUUAAUGCACUUUGUUCUAUAAUUUUUAAUUAAUUAAUUAAUUAUAAAUAUAUAAUUUUUUUUUUAAUCUUUUUUUUUGACUAAUCUAUAGAUAUAUAAAGCACCUGUACAUAACCUUAAAUUUGAUAUAUAUAUGUAUACUUAUAAACCAUAUACUAUAUAUAAAAAUAUAUUUAAAAUGUAUCUAUGUAAAUGUAUCUUUAUCUAUAUAUAUUUUAUGUGUAUCUAUAACAUUCCAAUUUGUUGGCAGUCACAGCCGCAUCAGUAAUUAUUAAUUUUAAUUUCGUUACAAUACCCCCCACCACCACCACCCCCUUAAACACAACCCCCUCUACGUCCCUGCUAAACUUAAAUUCAAUUUGUGCGAGAUUAUGCAAAGUUAAACAAUAAAGCAAAAAGAAAACUAAAAAAAAAACAUUACAAGAAAGAAAAUUAAUAAUAUUAAUUAUAAUAUGAAUUAAGCUUAAAAACCAUGCGAUAUGAUGACGUUUGAUAUUUUUUUUCUAAACUUAAAAGUCAGUGAUAAAAAUUAUUAUAAAAACAAAAAAGAAGAGAAUGAAACAACUUAACACUAUGCGUAAUAUUUAUAUGUCUAUUUUUUUCAUAUAGAUGUGACUUUAAAAUACAAAAUGAAGAAACAUUGUAAGCUGUUGCCU
This is a messenger RNA of Drosophila innubila, 3478 nucleotides long. It is a transcript of the gene Atf3, whose product is annotated as activating transcription factor 3. The record is from RefSeq and is a predicted model, not a curated record. Bases 404 to 2689 code for a protein of 761 amino acids. Gene Ontology annotation, molecular function: RNA polymerase II cis-regulatory region sequence-specific DNA binding; DNA-binding transcription factor activity, RNA polymerase II-specific. Lineage: Eukaryota; Metazoa; Arthropoda; Insecta; Diptera; Drosophilidae. Gene Ontology annotation, cellular component: nucleus. Gene Ontology annotation, biological process: regulation of transcription by RNA polymerase II. The transcript has 4 exons.